UUUGUUGCAUUUUAGUAAGGAAGGUUUUGCACCAUGUGUAUAGUGUAGAAUAUCUAUAUAUGUAGCAUGUUGUCCAAUUAUGUUCUAUGUAGCACCGAGGUUCUGGGGAAAUGCUAUCUCAUUGCACUGUCAGCCAUGAUCACAUUGAAUGGCGGUGCUGGCUCAAAGGGCCGAAUGGCCUCCUCCUGCACCUAUUGUCUAUUGCCUAUUGUGUACUGUGUAUACAGCUGUAAUGACAAUCCUCUUGAAUCUUGAAUCUUGAAGAGAAUGAAUGAAUGAGUACUUUUAUUGGCCAAGUAUUCUUAUACAAGGAAAGGGUCAUACAACAUACAACAUACAACAUACAAGGGAGGGAAGGAGGGAAAGAGGCAGCGAACGAGAGAGAGAGAGAGAAGAGAAAGAGAAGAGGGCUGCAGGAGGGUGGAGUGAAGGAAGGAGAGGGAGAGGUGGGGGAAGGGAGAAAAGAGAAAUGAAGAAGAGAAGUGAAGGAGAGGGGAGAGCAAGUGUGGAGAAGAAUGAAGGGGUGAGAGAGAGAGGGAAUGUAAUGGAGCGGGGUGUGGGAGAGGGAGAGGGAGAGGGGAGAGACUGUGUGUGUGUUUGUUUGAGUGUGGCCAGCUAGGUUUGUUUACUGCCUGUCCCUACGAGCCUGCAUGUAAACUGAGCCCACAACUCACGGUAAAUUAUUUACCUGCAAAUGAUUGUGUUUCAGUCAUCAGGGCAGCAUUCCUUCAGACUGUUCCCCAAACUGAACCAGCUGGUUCUGGCAACAGCCCCAUGCUGCUGGAACGUGCCAAACAGCCAGAGGUGAACGACACUGUUCACAAGGGCGGAGAGAGAAGUAGUGGUGACAGGAAGGACUAACCCACCCCAGACAGACAGGUGAAGGGCGAUUUGUCUCAUAAACCCGGACUCAGGCCCAGCUUCCACUCCUCAGGCUCCUGAUCCACUGCCAACUGAAGGAUCACUAUGGCAGACACAGAACGGCUGAAACAGAGGCUUCAGGCUAUAACGCAAGAGAGAAGGUCUCAGGAGAAGAUUGAAAGCAUGACCAGGGAGUUGGAGGUGGACAGGCUCCUGCUGAGACAGAUGAAGAGGAAAUCAUUGCGGGAGAGAUGGCUUUUGGAAGGGACAAUUAAUUCUUCAAUGGACUCCCAGAGCCACGAACACCAUGAAGCCAACAACAGAAUAUCAGAAGCACAGAAGCUGCAGGAAAGGAUCAACAGACGGCAACUAGAAAUUGAGCACUUGGAGUUAACGGGCCAACAUAACACCUUGCUGAAGCACCCUGAGGCAUAUCCGGAAGUUGGCACUCAGGUGCUUAAAGGUGCCCAAGGAGAAGAUGCCAUUAGUGGGACUGACACUGUGUCUCCGGGGGCAGCUGAAUCAGUCAGCAGAGCCUUGGAAGUGGAUGAAUCUCCGGCAGUGAUCUUCACCAUGAACAGCGAGCGAGUGCAGGAGCUCCCUACAAACAGCGAGGCCUCUUCAAUCCAGAGUAAAGAGAAAGGAGGUCGCUGCGGAUACAGGGAGCAGGGAGAUGAAUGUAGACUGGAUGAAGUCUGGAAUAACGGAGGCUGUGAAUCUCACUACAUGGGCAGCACCAGGAGGAAGGCUCUGGACGUUGAAUGUUCAAACGCUUGCUUGCGCCUGGAACAAAAUCCCGGCAGGAGCGGAGUGGAAAACACUCCAGACCUUCCUGGAAGCUGCACCAACUCUGCCCGUUGCCAGCUGGGAGCUGGAAUGGUGGGCGAUGGAAGUUCUCUGGAGGAACAAAGAGAUGGAGUCCACGUGGAGAUUGUGGCAGGUGCCGGGAGGAUGCAAGAUGCCAGCAGUGUCCACCUCGAUCAGGACCAGGUGUCGAAGCAGCAACAGAUACAGACAACGCCAACACUGUGUGGGAAAACGGAGAGUUUGCUCACUGACCCCAACAUCAACCUUGAUCAGAGUUUAAACAUCCAUGGGGCGGCUAAUUUGGAGGCAGGAUCUGGGAUGCACAACACCAUGGCAGUGGAGGACAUUCCAGUGGGACCAUGCCUGGAAGACAAGGAGCCUUUGGGGCAUCUGUCCACCCUGGGCUAUUCUGCCGUCCCAGAAGUUGGUUCCAGAGAGGUUUUCGAGGGAAUGAUUAAAGCUGAGCUGGUGUUAAUCGCUAACGAAGCAGGUGAAGCCAGCGCUGUGGAUCAUGAAGUGGACAAUGGGCCCAGGACAGAAUGGGUGGAGCAGGAGGAGGAGCAGGGUCAUGGCAGUGGGGGAGAGGGGAAGGGAUUGGAGGAAGCUCCCACUUGCUCCCCAGCUGAUGGCAUCGAUGCUCGUGAGGGGGAUGGGGUCACUGAGCCACGGGGCGGUAGUGAAGGGCCGCACGAGGCUGGGGGUAGAGACAGUCAGCUGGGGAAGCCCAAACUACACGGCCUCUUGGUCCCUGAGGUCAGGGAUACAGAGCCUGCACUGUCAAAGGUGGAGGAGCAGAGUCUGGACACUGGUCUGGAGGUGGGAGUGGACAAGGGGACAGAGGUAACGGGUGGGGAGGGGAUAGUGGAGGGGUGGGUGGGCACGGGGGUGGGGGCUGGUCUGGAGGAUGCCGCAGGUACUGGGCGAGGGGAGGGGGUGGGGAAGGGGUUUGUCGCUGACCAAGGGCAAGGGUCGGGCACCGAUAGAGAGGGUGUGGUGGACACUGUGUUCGAGGAGGGGGUGGGGACCAGGCGAGAGGCGGGGGUGGACAUUGAGCGAGGGGAGGAGGUCAGCAUUGAGCUGGGGGAGGGGGUGGGGGGCUGGUCUGGGGGAAGUGGUCAACAUUGA
Molecule: messenger RNA, 2793 nt
Organism: Leucoraja erinaceus (little skate)
Lineage: Eukaryota; Metazoa; Chordata; Chondrichthyes; Rajiformes; Rajidae
Product: paralemmin-3-like
Exons: 8
Coding region: 967-2793 (608 amino acids)
Biological process (GO): regulation of cell shape
Cellular component (GO): cytoplasm; membrane
Source: RefSeq, a predicted model, not a curated record